This is a messenger RNA of Ilyonectria robusta, 1416 nucleotides long. RefSeq lists its product as uncharacterized. Lineage: Eukaryota; Fungi; Ascomycota; Sordariomycetes; Hypocreales; Nectriaceae. The transcript has 2 exons. The coding region runs from base 1 to 1416 and encodes 471 amino acids. The record is from RefSeq and is a predicted model, not a curated record.
AUGGCGGCAGCCAACGGCUCAACUGUCUUCCCGUGGGAAUGCCGAGACAAGGAGGACCAGGCAAAGAUAGCCUACAACAGUCCCCUUCGUCGUGCCAACCAGUCCCUCACUGAGGAAAACAUGAGACUCAAGCGAAUCUUGCGUGACAAUGGAAUUUCCUGGUCCCCAGUGGCUCUGAAUCACAUCAAGCAACUGGACCCUACCGCCCGCAAAACUCGGUCUUCCAUGACUGCCCAGGACAUGGGCCAUCCGUACCUCCCCAUGGAGGUUCUCCUGCGGAUUCUCAAGUUUGCCAUGAAGAGCCAGCAUCCCAUCAUAGAUCCCAUGUCGCCCAUCACGUCCGAAAACCUGGCCGAGAAGGAGAAGGGCAGAGGUAAUCAGAUCGCCAUUAACUUCCUGGCGACUUGCAAGGCCCUUCAUGUCGAAGGAACCCGCUAUCUUUGGGAAUCCAACGACUUUACCUUCACCACCCCUCAGGCCGUGCGCAACUUUGCCGAACUGCCCUUCAAGUUUCGCCAGGGCAUCACUCGUGUCACCUUUCGCAUCAUCGCCCGGUAUUAUGAUGAUUCACGCAACCGCAAGCAUAAACUUGAUCGUUGCUACCACUCCGACCUGAAGAAGGAUCAACUACUCAAGGUUCACCUACGACCAACCGAGACGCCCCUUGUUCGCGGUGGUUUCCGAUGCUACACUUGGAAUCAGAUUGUCGACUUCUUGGAGGGUCUUCGUGCACCGUAUGAUCCCAGCGUCAAAAACAAGAAGCAGCCUCGCCCUCGACUUUUGCCCUCCCUCACGUCGUUGCGACUUGAUCUUGUCAACUUCUCUGACACCCUGCUGCCCUUUUCGGGAUCGGAAUUGCACGACAUUGCAUCCCACGAACUCGGAUGCACCUUGAACGAACUCCAGAUCACGGGAAUGCCGUUUGAUGAUACAGGCAUGAAGGCAUCGGCCGAGUUGAGUGGGAUGCUCAAGGACGAGGGGCUGUACCUCGAUGGACCCGCUUCCUACAUCGCCCAGUCCCGAUCCCUCCAGCCCCUCUCUGGAAAGAAAUGGUGUGCCAGAGUCAUCCGCUCUUGGAAGGCUAAAGACAAUGACAACGAGGACACGGACGAUUCUGACACUCCCAACGGCCACUCGAGCCAUAAUCACGGCAGACUCGGGGCACUUCCCCCCGCUCCCAGGGAGGAGGGUCACCCUACCUCGAGCCGCGACGAGGGGACGGUCAUCUGGAAGCGUGUUCCAAAGUCUCGUGACAACCCAGAGCGCGAAUGGAUUCAAUUUUCUCGAUUUAGUGGGUAUGAGAUGAAUGAUUUGGACUGGGAUAGUGAAGAAGAAGGCAUCUGCCCCUGCUGUGGAGAAUCUCAUCCAGGCUCGUCCUUCCUAGAAUUUUUGCUCGACGAGGAUAUCGCUGACUGA